CGCAUGCGUACAGCAUUCUCUACCAACUUUGUAAUUCACCGGGCUGCUUCUCUGCAAAAUAAAAAUGCUUUCUUCAGCUGUCAGAGGCGCAUUCUGGCGGAUUUCAUCCCAUGGAGGAAGGCGUUUACUGCCUGCAGCUUGUACUGGUCAUGUAAAUAGGUUUAUGUCUAAUGAAGCUUCAUCAGAUAAACAUAUUACAUAUACAGUCAAAGAUGGAGUUGCUAUUGUUAAGUUAGAUACACCAGGAUCCAAGGUCAAUGUGUUAUCAGAAAAGAUGACUAAAGAAUUUGUACAGGUACUGGAUGAAAUAGCAAACAAUCCAGAUGUAAAUAGUUCAGUAUUAUUGUCUGCUAAACCAGGCUGCUGGAUUGCUGGAGCUGAUAUAAACAUGUUGAUGGCUGGAGAAACAGCAGCAGAUAUAGCAGAAAUCUCAGCAAAUGGACAGAAAGUCAUGCAAAGUAUAGAAGACAGUGAAAAACCUAUUGUUGCUGCUAUAAUGGGAACUUGCCUUGGUGGAGGUUUAGAGGUUGCUUUAGGUUGUCAUUAUAGAGUGGCUGUAAAUGAUAGCAAAACUGUUUUAUCUGCACCUGAAGUUAUGUUAGGAUUAUUGCCUGGUGCUGGUGGUACUCAGAGAUUACCCAAGCUAAUUGGACUUCCAGAUUCAUUGGACAUGAUGCUGACUGGAAAGAACAUUCGUGCUGGAAAAGCCAAGAGAAUGGGUUUAGUGGAUAUGAUAGUACAACCCCUUGGUCCUGGACUUCUCCCUCCUGCUGAAAACACUCUCCAUCAUCUUGAAUAUAAUGCUGUAMAAGCCGCCAAGGAUCUUGCAAAAGGGACUCUCAAGCCAAACAGAAAAAGAACAUGGACAAAUAUGAAAGAUAUUACUUACAACCUAACCACAAAUGUGAAUUAUGGAAGAAAUUUUGUAUUAAAAAAAGCACGAGAAACUGUUAUGAAAAAGACUGGUGGUCUUUAUCCAGCUCCUUUGAAGAUUAUUGAUUGUGUACGAGAAGGACUAGAGAAAGGACCGGUCAGAGGUUAUGCCAAAGAAGCYGAGGAAUUUGGUAAUCUCAGUCAAACAACUGAAGCCAAAGCCUUAAUGGGUCUUUUCUUUGGACAAACUGAAUGCAAAAAGAAUAGAUUUGGCAAUCCUGCAAGACCUGUAAAAACUAUAGGAGUUCUUGGUGCUGGAUUGAUGGGGGCAGGAAUAGUCCAGGUCAGCAUYAACAAAGGAGACCAUAUCAUUAUGAAGGACAACCAAAUGGCAGGACUGGCACGAGGAAAGCAGCAAAUAUAUAAGGGAUUGAAUACUAAAGUAAAAAGAAAGGCAAUGACAAGUUUUGAAAGAGAUACCAUAAUGAGUCAAGUUGAUGGUCAGCUGGACUACAMAGGAUUUGAAAAAGCAGACAUGGUCAUUGAAGCUGUUUUUGAAGACAUCAAYAUCAAGCAUAGUGUGAUUAAAGAAGUUGAAGCUGUUAUUCCAGAACACUGCAUUUUUGCAUCAAAUACAUCUGCACUACCUAUUAGUGAGAUUGCAAAAGCAAGCAAAAGACCAGAGAAGAUUAUUGGCAUGCAUUAUUUCUCUCCUGUUGACAAAAUGCCUCUACUUGAGAUCAUCACUACAGACAAAACAUCUGAAGAUACUGCAGCUGCUGCAGUUAGUGUUGGACUUAAGCAAGGAAAGACUGUCAUCGUUGUCAAGGAUGGUCCAGGAUUUUACACYACAAGAAUCUUAGCAUCWGCGCUUGCUGAAGCCAUUGCUUUACUUCAGGAAGGUGUUGGACCAAAGGAACUGGAUAGUCUUAGUAAGAAAUUUGGUUUCCCAGUAGGAAGUGUGACAUUGGCUGAUGAGGUUGGUGUUGAUGUUGCUUGUCACGUUGCUGAAGAUCUCGCAAAGGCUCUUGGUCCAAGAUUGGGUGGAGCUGAUGUUGGUGUACUCAAGACCAUGGUAGAACAAGGAUUACUAGGUAGAAAAUCCUCCCAGGGUUUCUUUACUUACAAGGGAAAACGAACGGUUAACGAAGAAGCUUUAGAAAUCCUUAAAAAGUACAAUGUACCAAAGAAGGGAAGCCAUGAAGCAGAGGAGAUACAAAUGAGACUUGCAGGCCGAUUUAUCAACGAAGCAGCACUUUGUUUACAGGAAGGCAUUCUUCAUAACCCGGUCGAUGGUGACAUUGGUGCAGUGUUUGGCCUCGGUUUUCCUCCUUUCCAUGGCGGUCCAUUCCGCUAUCUUGAUACCUAUGGAGCCGAUAAAUUUGUAACCCGUAUGCAGCAGUUACAACAGACGAUUGGUGAAGUUCAAUUUGAACCGUGUCAGUUACUACUUGACUACGCCAAGGAUCCUACCAAGAAAUUCCACAAGAAAUAAAAAACAAACAUUGGUCAAUACCAUUGUGUAUAAAAUUGGAACUACUUGUUCUUCUUAGUGCAGACUAGUCGCGAGGAAAGCAUUACAAAUGCUCGAUGUAAUUGUAUUAUUAAGGUCGCAAGUUGAAUGAGGUGAAACUAUCGGUUCAACUUGUAUUUUUGAUAUUUUUCGUGAAAGGAAAUAUAUAUACUUAAGUCGACAUUGUGGAAUAAAGUCUUGAUAAUGUUUU
Molecule: messenger RNA, 2597 nt
Organism: Exaiptasia diaphana
Lineage: Eukaryota; Metazoa; Cnidaria; Anthozoa; Actiniaria; Aiptasiidae
Product: trifunctional enzyme subunit alpha, mitochondrial
Exons: 32
Coding region: 65-2368 (767 amino acids)
Biological process (GO): fatty acid beta-oxidation
Cellular component (GO): mitochondrion; mitochondrial fatty acid beta-oxidation multienzyme complex
Molecular function (GO): enoyl-CoA hydratase activity; NAD+ binding; long-chain (3S)-3-hydroxyacyl-CoA dehydrogenase (NAD+) activity
Source: RefSeq, a predicted model, not a curated record